AUGGACCACAUCUUUCGUUACUUCCAGUCGUUUGAUGACUCCAAGGGCGUGCUACCCGUUGUGAACCAUUUAGUCGAGCUCGACGGCACGGACAGUGACGGGAGCACGGACGGUGACCGGGCUGCGCACAGUAACGGGCGAGCGGACGGUGACAGGAGAGCGGACGGUGACGGGGCUGCGCACGGUAACGGGCGCGCGAACAGUGACCGGGCUACGGACAGUGACAGGAGCACGGCGACGAACAGUAACCGGCGAGCGCACAGUCACGGGCGAGCGCACGGUGACCGGGGCGCGACGGCGGACAGUGACAGGGCUGCGGACGGUGACGGGCGAGCGAACAGUCACAGGGGAGCGCACAGUAACCGGGCUGCGGACGGUAACAGGCGAGCGCACGGUGACCGGGGCACGACGGCGGACGGUGACGGGGCUGCGAACCGUGACGGGGCUGCGAACAGUCACAGGGGCACGGCGGCGGACAGUGACGGGCGAGCGAACGGUCACUGGGGAGCGGACGGUAACCGGGCUGCGGACAGUGACGGGAGCACGGCGGCGGACGGUCACAGGGGAGCGAACGGUGACGGGCGAGCGGACGGUCACUGGGCUGCGCACAGUAACGGGGCUGCGAACAGUCACCGGGGAGCGAACGGUGACGGGGGCGCGGCGGCGGACGGUCACCGGGGAGCGCACAGUGACGGGCGAGCGCACGGUCACAGGCGCACGGCGGCGAACAGUGACGGGAGAGCGAACAGUCACCGGGGAGCGCACAGUGACGGGGGCGCGGCGGCGGACAGUCACCGGGGAGCGAACCGUCACGGGAGAGCGAACAGUGACGGGAGCGCGGCGGCGCACGGUGACGGGGCUACGCACGGUGACGGGCGAGCGAACCGUAACCGGGGAGCGCACGGUAACAGGAGAGCGAACCGUCACCGGAGAGCGAACAGUGACGGGGCUACGGACUGUAACCGGGGAGCGGACAGUGACCGGGGCGCGGACGGUCACGGGCUUGGGGGAGCGCACGGUGACGGGGCUGCGAACCGUAACGGGAGCACGGACGGUGACUGGGCUGCGAACAGUGACCGGGGAGCGAACGGUAACUGGGCUGCGAACGGUGACGGGAGCGCGGACGGUGACGGGCUCAGGCUGGAGAAGAAGGCGAUAAAACUUACAACGGGAGCAGCAACCGAGGCGGAGAUGACCGCGGCAACGGCGAGCAUGGAGAGCUUGUUGAACAUCAUGUUGAAAGAUGAGAAAUUUGAUUGA
Messenger RNA from Coniophora puteana RWD-64-598 SS2, 1260 nucleotides. RefSeq lists its product as uncharacterized. Bases 1 to 1260 code for a protein of 419 amino acids. The record is from RefSeq and is a predicted model, not a curated record. The transcript has 2 exons. NCBI's taxonomy places the organism in Eukaryota, Fungi, Basidiomycota, Agaricomycetes, Boletales, Coniophoraceae.